AACGCGGCCGGAUCAGCUGAGAGAGAGAGACGAGGAAGCCUUGCCAGGGAGGAGAGAAACUGCUACAGGGAGGAGAUAAACAGCAUUUUCCCGUCCCUUCGAGCUCACCCAGCACCUCUCACCCAUCCCACAGACCACCCAUAGCCGCCCACCAUGUCCGCCGGGUGUUGCGGGACCAAGAAGACCAAGCUAAAUGGUGGCCCCCAGAUGGCAAGGGAGAACCAGUCGGGCAUUGAACAACAGCCUCUUCGUACAUCAAUCAGGCACUGUUCCCACUCCAACUCAACCAAGGGACAAAAAUGCGGGUAUCCAUAUGGACAUUUGAACUCCUCAUCUGCCCGCAAUCGUUCCUACAGCACCAAGGUGUGCUGCUACAAUGGCACCACACCCACCACCAACGGCACGCUCCGGAAUGGCCUUAUCCCCAUUGCAAGUGCUGAGAUGUGCUUCUAUUGUUUUGACGUCCUGUACAGCCACCUCCACAACAUGGAGACCCCCAGCACCCCAGACUUCACCAAUGAGCCCUUCCCCCUGUUUGUAACAUGGAAAGUUGGAAAAGACAAGCGAUUACGAGGCUGCAUGGGGACAUUUAGCCAUAUCAACCUUCAUGCUGGUCUUAGAGAAUAUGCAGCUACCAGUGCAUUUAAAGACUCACGCUUCCAGCCAAUUGGUAGAGAUGAACUACCACGCCUCGGAGUUUCUGUGUCCAUCCUUCGCCAUUUUGAGGAUGGCCGUGAUUACAGGGACUGGGACAUUGGGGUUCAUGGCAUCCGCAUUGAGUUCCUAAAUGAGCGAGGAGCUAAGAGGACAGCUACCUAUCUGCCUGAGGUUGCUCCUGAACAGGGCUGGGACCAUGAACAGACCAUUGACUCUCUGCUCAGGAAAGGAGGAUACAAGGGACCGGUGAACACUGAGGUCCGGCGCAGCAUCAAGCUGACUCGUUAUCAGAGUGAAAAGAUAUCAGUUACUUUUCAGGAUUACAUGAGCUACUGGAGAAACCGCCGCUGCUAGCAUUUGCUGAACUCUAGGGAUGGAAGAUGCGGAAGCUUUGAGCCUGGGAGUGCCAAUGAGGGGAGCCGAGGCAGUGUCCUCUCACGAGGCCCUGAACUCACUGGUGUGCCUGAGCCAAACCAUCACCUCAGUCACCAGUACCCACAGCCCCCUUAUCAUUACCAUCAGAACAACCACAUAAUGACGCAACAUAACAAUAGUCAUCCACUCCUUGCUCAUAAUCACCACAAUCAUCUUUAUUAUCACCACAACAAUCCCAGGUCUCCGUCACCUCUCCACCUCCCUCAUUAUUCAGCUAGAGGCAGUAGUAGCAGCAGUAGCAGCAGUAUCAAUAGCAGUGGUAGAGCAUCAGCCACCAUCACCACCACCACAACUAACACCAACACUCCACCACUGGGUUUUGACGCAGUGGGUAACUCAGGACUUGGUGCAUCUCUCUUGUGCGUCACCACCUCAGGGCAUAAUGAGUUUGCUCUGUGCAGCCCCCCAAACCAGGACGGAGCACUGAUGAAUCACGGGGCUUGUCCCGCCUGGUGCUCUCACCACAGGACAGCCGCAGAGGGAGAGGGAUGCCUGGAUGGUCUGCGCAGAGCAUCCAACAGGCUGGCAGACUUUUUGAGGGGCCUUUUUAAUUCUUGAUGGUUGGUUUUAGUUAUUUUAGCUUAUUUGUUUAGUGUUGAGUGUCAUCUGUUUUGAGUUUGGCCCUCAGAUUAAUUUGUUUCAUAGUAAUUCUGUAUGGAAACCAAUUUCUAUUAGAGAUCAUGAAAGUGAAAUCAAUAGUCAAGAAACAUGUGUAUAGCUGCCCAGGAGUGUAGCAUCAUCUCAUAAAGCCUCAUCAUGAAUCAAAUACACAUGCUCAAAUUCACAAUGAGCUUGAUACUUGGAGAACUCAAGAAGACUGUGGUGAUUUUGGCUGCAAGCUAUCCAAAGUAUUAGUUACAGUGAAUACCUGUAUGAUGUGAUACAGUGGAAGAAAGUUGAAACUAAGCCUUUGAGGGUAGUCAAAUAGCAGUCAGCAAGACCCGUAAUUGUGUGUGGAGUCUGGAAGAAGUGGUCAGCUCACUCUGAUAAUAAACACAUUGAUUGAACAUCGACAACAGUUAACUUUAGUUUUAUAUAUAUAUACUUUCUUGAUGGUUUGUUUACAAUGUCAGUGAGCCCCGGGCUGGCCUUCCCACUCCCGUCCGUGUGUGUUGUGAUCACUGGGUAUUUUGACAACCCAACCACACCAGUCUUUCACAUUCAGCGGCUGACAAAACUCACAAGAUUGAUAAACCUCCAGUGUAACCUUACAAGAAGGUACUGCAAUUGCAUUGAACAGGCUGAAAGGUGUUCAGAAAGGAUACUUCUCUUGUGAAAAUAAUUCCAAGAAGGUAUGUACUGUAGUUUCAUAGUGGUGGAUGAACAUACAUGAAUGGUGCAACUCAGAGCUACUCGCAAUGCUCGUCUCCCAAUGAGGUUUGUUUGCCGCUUAUUUUAUAUCAGACUGCCUAGUCGUGAGCACCUUUUUGAUGCUCAUUUGUUACUUACUAGUGAAAGAUCUCAUGUACAGUGUUGUUGAUGAAGAAAACUUUACUCACCACCCAUUUAUGAACCAUAAUGCAUCAAGAUAUAUCAUUCAGUCAGAAUUGCAUGCUAUCAAAUUAUGAAAAGUGGUUCACAUAAAAAAAAACUGUGCUCCUAUUAACUAUUUUCAUGCAAACACCUUUUCACAUAAACCUUACAAGAGGGUACCAAGUGCAUCUCAGUGAUAACAUGUGAUAAACUAUACCAAAGGUGGCUUGCUGCAUAGGGCAGUUGUACUGAGUGCCAAGGAAAGGAAGCAAGGAAAACAAACAGCUCCAACUUCUUAUGAAGUGAUUAAUCCUCAUCCAUUUACACAUAAACUGAAUGGACAUGCCUGUGUGCAUUUUUCAGUAGGAUGACAUAGAUUAGGGUUAACAUUCCUGAAGAAUACCCAUGACUAAUGAAUGAUUUAUUCCAGCACUUGAAGUUUGUGUAGACUGGUAAUGAGAAAGUUUUGUGCUAUGAGAAUCACCGAUGAUAAGUGAAAACCAGUUCUGUCUGGGAAAUAUGUCACUUUUUAAUUGAUCAUUAUUUUGAGAAAGUAUGAAAUAAUUAUGUGAACUUGAAAUUCAACUUUUUUUCAUUUAACAAAAUGUUUCCUGGAAGGAAAUUAAUAGAGAAAAUUGAAAGCCUACAAAAAAAUGCAAAUAUAAAAAAAAAAUUAUAUAAAAAGUUGCCUGCAUGUAUGUAUAGAGGGAUAAAGGAUUAUGAUUGUAAAGUUUAGAUUAGUAUGGGAUAUUUAGGUUUGUUUGUGUGUUCAUAUUUUGUGUAUGCUAUAAUGCAUAAUCUCACCUUGGCAUGGACCUUUGUUUUAUGGUAGAGCAGAAAGAAGACAUGCACUGCUGUAUCACAUAGUUCCUGAUGGGUAAAUCUGGUCACAAAAAACAAUGUUUGCAUUGGUGCUUGAAACUUAUUCUUUGAUAGUAAUAGUAAUAGAUUGUGUCCUGACUGAGAUAAAGUAACAUAUAUCAUAAAAACUUUGAGAAGACACCAAAAAAAACACGUUCUUAUGAAAGUUAGCCUUAUCUUGAUGCCAACUGUACCUGAUUACUAUAUUAAAAAAGAGGAGCUUCUCAAUCACUAAUAUUUGCUUGCUCACUGCCAAGGCAUUAAUCGAUAUAAGUAUAUCAACAUUACACCGAUUCAGCACAGUAACAAUAGUUGAAGAAUAGAUAUCAUCAUUUCAUUGUCAUCAACUAUUAGUAUCAAGUUUUGAAAUUUAGUCUCUCUCUCUCUCUCUCUCUCUCUCUCUCUCUCUCUCUCUCUCUCUCUCUCUCUCUCUCUCUCUCUCUCUCUCUCUCUCUCUCUCUCUCUCUCUCUCUCUCUCAGUUGAUGACUCAGUUGAUGAAGCUUUACAAGUUAGAUGAAUACAGGAACAUAGAAAUAAAUCACAGAUGGCAUGGAACAGAUAAAGAAUGUAAAGAGAAGUAUUUCUUGCCAGUCUGUGCCACACAAGCAUACUAUCUUUAGUAAGUGAUGUGGACAAUAUCAUAUGUGACUAUGGCUAUUAUAGUGAAUUUAAUUUUUACAGAUUCUUAGCUUUCCUAAGAUUUCCAAGUAUUACUUUUGUGAAAUGCUGGUAAUUUUGACAUGUUGAAAAAGGUGCACUUUCAUAGUGAACAGCAAAUAGUAGUGUCAGGUUUUUCUUUUUCCAUUUUUGUAGAUGCUAUUUUAUUGUAUAUGACCUUACAUAGAGUGUAAGGUGCAAGUUGAGAGAGGGAGCCAAAACACUGCCAUUGUGUGUUUGUUUGUAUGUUGUUGAAGUUCUUAAACUAUACUCACUAGAGAAGUGGCUGAUUACUGUCAGUAGCAGGUCUCUUUAAGAGUGCUGUACAUACUCAAUCCAGCGUCCAGUCCCAGCACAUAGCAAGAAGAACAAGUACAUAAUGACAUGACUUGUAGAAGAUAACACUAAGCAGACGUUACUCCAGGGCAGAUUCCAAUAUGUUUUCAAGAAAAACAUGAGCAUCAGCAAAAGUUUUUCAUCAAUAAUGGCAUAGAUUUAUUUCAAGAACAGAAUAGAUGAAGUGGUGACCCUUGACAACCAUGUCCACACUCUUCUGUAAAUGUUAAGACUACUACUGGUAUUCUGUUUGUAUAACUUGUUUCAAUUAGUUAUUACUGUCAGUAUCCAUUAAAUUUUAAAUUUUCUAUAAAUUGAAGUUUAGUUUAUUUUGGCUGACACAAGGAAUGUUUGUUAUUACAUGUCCCAUCAAGAAGCCAACAAGAGAGUGUGAAAUUUAUUUUGUCUUCAUGAGGCCCACUUGUCAACUUAGAUGUUUAUUAGAAGAAUAAGUAUGAGAUGACCACUGGUUUUGUGGCCAGGUCUACCUAUCAUUGAGGCACUGAUGUUGCACAGUGGGUUGCUGUCACAGUGUGUGAGCCUCGGAUGAAGGUAAUAUCAGUGAUGCUUCAUUACUGUCAUACAUGUGAAGCCACAAGCAGAUGUGUAUAUGUAAGCUAACUAUCCUGGAAAAAAAAACAAAAAAAAAUUAACCCAGAUUUGUGUGCAUGUUAAAUUAAAAAUUAAGGCUACAGUUUAAAUUAAUGGUAAUUCAUUAACUGUAAGUUUUUGCCCUUCCAACAAGCCUAAAGUUUUGAUUUAGGAUCUUUUUUUUUUUUUUUUUUUUUUUUUUUUAAACUAUUAGGGUUUUCAUUUACAGUUACUGAAAGAAUACCAUUUGGCAGAAUUUAUAGAGCUUCACAUAUUGGAAUUCAAUAUAUUAGGAUGUAGAAUUGUUGAUUAUGUACUACCUAACAUUUUUUAUAUGUUAAAAAUACCCAAUAGUACUGAUUGUUUGUUCCAAAAAGGAUAAUGCAUUUGGAAACAUUUUAUGUAUUUGAGAGGAUUGUCAUACUUUAAGAAAUAACUUAUGGUUUUGAUAGUUGCAUUAUGGAAAGCAUAACAAAAAUUGGCAAAUACUGUGUUUUUACCAUGUAAUUUUCAUUUAUUUAUUUUUUUAUACUAUUUAGUUGCCCUCUUCCAGAGAGGGUUCCUCUGAAAAGUUACCUUGUUUUUUGGAGAGCUGUGAGGAGCAGCUCCUCAGUAGUGGUGUGGUAGCUACUUCUGGGGUAGCUCAGAUACCUUGAGGGAUCUCCUGAGUCAGGAUUGUUGUCUGUGCUAAAUUUAUUGUAUGAAAAUAACAAAAUUUCAGCUUUUCAUGGCAAGCAGACUCGUAUUGUGAAUAUGUUUCCUUAUUCUUUCAUUUAGGCAUGUAUGUAUAGUUUAUCCCACUGCAUGGCAACUGAAUAUGAAUCUAUAAUACAUUGUUAGAUAUAGCAUUGGUACAAAGCAGUUCAAAAGGAAAGUAUAAUUAUGAUUAAUCUAAUUUACAUUACAUUAGCAGAAACUAAAUGGAGCACUAUUGUGGAAAUUUCAGUAUAUGUAUUUUGUUCUACCAUAAUGCUUUAUGGUAAAUUACAGAAAAGCUCUUUAUAUAGCAUUUGAAUCCAUAAACUGAGACACCAUUUUCCAAUAGUCCAAUAAAUUUGCAAAAUUAGAACACAGGUACUACUCAUGUACUAAAUGCAUUAUGAUAACAAAAAGAUUUAUUAUAGUAAUGUUUAUUUGGGGGGAAUAUGUGGUCAUAAUGAAGUACUUGUAGUUCCAGGAAGUGUGUGUGCAAGUUACUGAUAGAACAGCUGGGCCUUUCAGCACUAACAUGACUCAGUGAGUAAGGUUGCAUGUGCAUUAAGUUUGCUGUCCUGUGCUACAGGAGUCUUGAAUUCAGGUGCCUUCUGCCAGCCUGGGGACCUCUGGGCAACUCCACAAACACAACUGCCUCACAUAAUCUAAUGGAAUUUCAGAACUCUUGAAAUGUUUUAAUGUAAAAGACUGUGCCGAGUUUCUAAUUUUAAAACGUUUAGGUAUCAUUCAGGAACAGAAAACUUGUACACUUUGGAGACUUAAUCUUCUAUGGAGGAUUAUCGUUUUGUUUCUGGAGAAGUCCAUUAUUGUACUAUAGUGGAGGCUGUGAAGGAAUUGUUCAUUCUGAGUUGUACAUAGUCCUUCAAUAAGGGUAAUUUUUUUCAAAUUGCAGAUAGUUAUAAUGCCUUAAAAGGACCAUCAAUGCAGCUUGUAAUGACUGUUCAAUUCACAGUGAUUAUCAUAAGUGAAUAAUGUGUCUGAUGCAAGUACUACUGUAUUCUUACUUUUAGCUAUGUAAAAAAAGAAAAAAAAAAAUUAUUUGAUUUUAACUUUGUGCCAUUGUUAGAGAAAAAUAACAGUAUGAAAAUUGUCCUUUUGAGAAAUAAUGGCAGUGGUGUCUAAUGAAUAUAAUUCUUCCCUGAGCCAGUAGAACUUGAAUCUACAGUAUGCAAGGAAAUUUUUUAUCCUAUGGUUUGAAUGACAGCAUUAAUUGUAAGUAAAUGUUGUAUGAAGUUAAACAACUUUUGCAUUUUAUAUAGAACAUCUAGCAUAGAUUUCACAGGUAGCAGCAGUUAUUGUAAAUCACAUAUAGAAUCUCCAUUGAAAAUAAUAAACCCCUUUUUCACUA
Portunus trituberculatus (swimming crab) is the source of this 7073-nucleotide messenger RNA. Its product is annotated as AMME syndrome candidate gene 1 protein homolog. The record is from RefSeq and is a predicted model, not a curated record. The transcript has 8 exons. Lineage: Eukaryota; Metazoa; Arthropoda; Malacostraca; Decapoda; Portunidae. Bases 154 to 1011 code for a protein of 285 amino acids.